Molecule: messenger RNA, 396 nt
Organism: Terrapene triunguis (Three-toed box turtle)
Lineage: Eukaryota; Metazoa; Chordata; Testudines; Emydidae
Product: lectin-like
Exons: 3
Molecular function (GO): signaling receptor activity
Source: RefSeq, a predicted model, not a curated record
CAGGUGGCGUGUCAAAGCCACGGCAGGAAUUCCCAUCUGGCCUCCAUCCACAGCGCAGAGGAAAAUGACUUCAUCUUUCACCUGAUGGGCAAGCCGCUGGAUUACACUAAAGGGCAGGCCUACUGGAUCGGCGCACACGACACUUUCAAGGAGGGGUCUUUCAUGUGGACGGAUGGUUCCAAAUACAAUUUCCGGACAUUUCCUGCAGGCCAGCCCGAUGGUCUCCCGGGAGAAAACUACCUGGGCUCUUGGACCCUGGAAAACGGCUUCGUCACCUGGAACGACUAUGGCCCCAGCUGGUCCUUCCCGUUUGUUUGCAAAUACACCCUGCGGAACAGGUACCAUCCAGCGUCACUCCCACCAGGGCGGGCUAUUCUCCGGACAGGAGAACUCUAG